AUGCCGACAUUGAUAUCGGCGUUGAUUGAGCAUUGGAGGCCUGAAACACAUACGUUUCAUUUACCUUGUGGUGAGGUGACGAUAACUUUAGAAGAUGUCGUGUAUCAACUUGGCGUUCCGAUUAAUGGUAUGCCAUUGGUGCUUUGCAACACUUAUAAGGUAAAUGUUCUUAUUUUAAAUUUAUUGGGAAAUAAGGCUCCAUCCGAUGUCAUUGAUAGGUUACAAGUACAGAUGACGUGGUUGGAAAGCGAAUUUAGAGUAGAUGAACAAUCAACGGAGCAAGAGGUAAUAUAUGCAGCUCGAGCAUAUCUUAUGACGUUGAUUGGAGGGAUCUUGUUACCGGAUAAAUCGGGCAAUUUGGUGCAUACCCAAUAUCUUUCGGUAAUGGAGGAUUUCGCUGUAUGUCGCCAAUAUAGUUGGGGUUUUGCAAUUUUGCCAUUUUUGUAUCGUGAACUAUGUAAGACGAAUGUAGUCGUUAGAGGAAAAAAAGCGGAUGUAGCAGCUUGUUUAGUUUUGCUCCAAUCAUGGGCGUGGUAUCGUCUCCCGUUUAUGAUGCCUAUUACAUCCGCUCUUAUAGAGUUUCAUCUCACCGCAAGAUGGCGACACCGAAUAAUCGAUACAAAGUUGUCGGGUGCAACCAAAGUAGAUAUUCGGAUGAGGAUUGAUAUCGCUGGUAGACAUGCAGGCCACGUCCCAGCCGCCGCUGCUUCUAGAAGACCCCAUCUGCCACCUCCAAAUACUUCCAGCCGCCUUGCCGAUGCUGCUGUGCCACGCCUCAAGCCUCACUGCUUUUCAGAAGGCCAGCUGCCCCUCCAUACAACAGGCUCUAUGAGUUUUAGGAGAAAGAAACUAGAUUUGGGUUUAGGGGAAACAGAGGAUCGAUUUAGGCUAUUUUUCCAAACUCCGGCCACCGUGAACAGUGGCCGGCGGCAGGAAUCGGAGCCGGAGCAUGGUGGUCGUCCGGUGGCCUUAUCCCUCCGGUGA
Molecule: messenger RNA, 984 nt
Organism: Hibiscus syriacus
Lineage: Eukaryota; Viridiplantae; Streptophyta; Magnoliopsida; Malvales; Malvaceae
Product: protein MAINTENANCE OF MERISTEMS-like
Exons: 4
Coding region: 1-984 (327 amino acids)
Biological process (GO): meristem development; meristem maintenance
Source: RefSeq, a predicted model, not a curated record